Gracilinanus agilis (Agile Gracile Mouse Opossum) is the source of this 597-nucleotide messenger RNA. It is a transcript of the gene RD3L, whose product is annotated as RD3 like. The transcript has 2 exons. The record is from RefSeq and is a predicted model, not a curated record. Lineage: Eukaryota; Metazoa; Chordata; Mammalia; Didelphimorphia; Didelphidae. The coding region runs from base 1 to 597 and encodes 198 amino acids.
AUGCCACUUUUUAGCUGGAUGAAGUGGUCAAAAAGAGAUUCCCAUAAAUCCACACACUAUCCAGGCUCAGAUGUAGUAACAAAGACUCUGCUUCGGGAACUGACAUGGCAUCUCAAAGAACGUGAGAGAUUAGUACAAGAGAUUGAAAAUGAACAAAAAGUUAAAAAAACUGGUGUGGACUAUAACUGGCUAAAAAACUAUCAGAAUCCCCAAGCAACCAUCCCAGCUACUGAGCAAAGACAGCUUGAAGUUCUCUGCUCACAAGUUCAACCUUGCCAGACUGGAACUAUUCUCAGCAGAUUUCGAGAAGUUUUAGCAGAAAAUGAUGUUUUGCCAUGGGAAAUAGUCUACAUCUUCAAGCAAGUGCUGAGAGAUUUUCUAACCAAUGCAGAAAAACAAAGUCAACAGGAGGAACUGGAAGACACAUGGAAUACAAAUCACUCUGUACACUUUGGAGUUCUAGGUGAAAGUACCAAGAAUUCAGAUAAAGAGGAAAUUCCCACUAUUUCAAGUUACAUUGAUAAAAACACAAAAAACAUGUUCCCUACAUUCUCACAGAGAAUAUGGAAUCUACCAUAUUACUAUCCGUCAACUUAA